CCUCCCCCACACCAGACCCAGAUGGAACCCCCUGCCGGUGAGUGGGAGAUGGUCCCGCCUCCAGGGAACCCUCGCCUGCGUCACAAAGGAGGCCCGGAAGCCUCAGUGGAACCCCACCUGAAGCCACUGCUCUCCGGCCCUGGGAGCCCUCCCACCUGGCCCCAGCUCACGGGAGCUCUAGGCCAGCCCGACCCAGCCUUCUGAGACCUGCCCGUGGGACGAGGCCGCCCCCAAGUGACCUGAAGAGACUUGGCGAUGGGGAAGCCCGAGAGCCCCGUAGGGAUGGUGGAGAUUGCCGGCUGGUCGGGACAGAAGCGCCCGGGCCUCCUGGAGGGGGGGCUGCUGCUGCUGCUGCUGCUGCUGAGUGUCGCCCUGGUGGCCCUGGGCCUCCUCUACGCCGCCCGCGGCGGAGGGAAGCAGCCGCCAUCCUUUCCUAGCCGGCUGUGCUUCUCAGAGGACGAGAGGACCCUUGUAAAACGAAAACCCCGAGCCAUCCAACGGCCCCAGGUGAUGGGUGAAAUCUGCACCACCCCCGGCUGCGUGGUAGCAGCUGCCAGGAUCCUCCGGAACAUGGACCCGUCCGGGGAACCGUGUGACGACUUCUACCAGUACGCGUGCGGAGGCUGGCUGCAGCAUCACGUGAUCCCCGAGACCAACUCCCGGUACAGCGUCUUUGACGUCCUUCGAGAGGAGCUGGAGAUCAUCCUCAAAGGAGUGCUGGAGAAUUCCACCGCCAAGGACAGGCCGGCUGUGCAGAAAGCCAAGAUGCUGUACCGCUCCUGCAUGAACGAGAGCGUGAUAGAAAAACGAGACUCGCGGCCCCUGCUGAACAUCUUGGAUCUCAUGGGCGGCUGGCCGGUGGCCAUGGACAAGUGGAACGAGAGCGUAGGCCCCAAGUGGGAGCUGGAGCAGCAGCUGGCCCUGAUGAACGCGCAGUUCAACAGGCGCGUCCUCAUCGACCUGUUCGUCUGGAACGACGACCAGAACUCCAGCCGGCACAUCAUCUACAUAGACCAGCCCACCUUGGGCAUGCCGUCCCGAGAAUACUAUUUCGACGAAGGCAACAACCACAAGGUGCGGGAAGCGUACCUGCAGUUCAUGGUGUCAGUGGCCGCGAUGCUGCGGGCGGACAUGAACCUCCCCGAGAACGGCUACCUGGUGCGGGAGGACAUGGCGCAGGUGCUGGAGCUCGAGACGCAGCUGGCAAACGCCACGGCCCCGCAGGAGGAGAGGCAUGACGUCACCACUCUGUACCACAGGAUGGGCCUGGAGGAGCUCCAGAACAAGUUUGGCCUGAAGGGGUUUAACUGGACCCUCUUCAUACAAUCUGUGCUGUCCUCUGUCAAAAUCAAACUGCUGCCAGAUGAGGAAGUAGUGGUGUAUGGCAUCCCCUACCUCCGGAACCUUGAAGACAUCAUCGAUGUCUACUCAGCCAGGACCAUGCAGAACUACCUGGCCUGGCGCCUGGUGCUGGACCGCAUUAGUAGCCUGAGCCAGCGAUUCAAGGAUGCGCGAGCUAACUACCGUAAGGCGCUCUAUGGCACGACCGUGGAGGAGGUGCGCUGGCGAGAAUGUGUCAGCUACGUCAACAGCAACAUGGAGGGCGCCGUGGGCUCCCUCUACGUCAGGGAGGCCUUUCCCAGAGACGGCAAGGAUGCGGUCAGAGAGCUCAUUGACAAGGUGCGGGCGGUGUUCGUGGAGACCCUGGAUGAGCUGGGCUGGAUGGACGAGGCAUCCAAGAAGAAGGCCCAGGAGAAGGCCAUGAGCAUCCGGGAGCAGAUCGGGUACCCAGACUACAUCCUGGAGGAGAGGAACAAGCACCUGGAUGAGGAGUAUUCCAACCUGAACUUCUCGGAGGACCAGUACUUUGAAAAUGGUCUUCAGAACCUCAAGGCUGGUGCCCAGCGGAGCCUCAAGAAGCUUCGGGAGAAAGUGGACCAGAACCUCUGGAUCAUCGGGGCGGCCGUGGUUAAUGCAUUCUACUCCCCAAACCGAAACCAGAUAGUAUUCCCCGCUGGGAUCCUGCAGCCCCCCUUCUUCAGCAAGGAGCAGCCACAGGCCUUGAACUUCGGGGGCAUUGGGAUGGUGAUCGGGCAUGAGAUCACUCACGGCUUUGACGACAACGGCCGGAACUUCGACAAGAACGGCAACAUGCUCGAUUGGUGGACCAACUUCUCAGCACAGCACUUCCAGGAGCAGUCAGAGUGCAUGGUCCACCAGUACGGAAAAUACUCCUGGGACCUGGCCGACCACCAAAACGUGAACGGGUUCAGCACCCUCGGGGAAAACAUCGCUGACAACGGAGGAGUGCGGCAGGCAUAUAAGGCUUACCUAAAGUGGAUGGCAGACGGUGGCAAGGACAAGCAGCUGCCAGGACUGGAACUGACCUACGACCAGCUUUUCUUCAUCAACUAUGCCCAGGUGUGGUGCGGGUCUUACCGGCCUGAGUUCGCCGUACAGUCUCUCAAGACCGACGUCCACAGCCCCCUGAAGUACAGGGUGCUGGGCUCGCUGCAGAACCUGGCGGCUUUCGCGGACGCCUUCCACUGUGCCCGGGGCACCCCCAUGCACCCGCGGGAGCGAUGCCGCGUCUGGUAGCCCUCGCCAGCCGCACUGUGGCCACGCCCACCCGCCGCGGGAGGCCAGGCGGCCCUCGCACGUGCAGCUGGAGCCACGGGCAAGGCCAACGUGCACACGCGGCCCGUCCCGCGCGGGGCCCGGAGCGCAGCCGCGGCCCCAGCCCCCAGGGCAAGCGGUGACUGCCCGGCGCCCUCCGUGCCUGCGGUGAGGGGCAGGGUGCCCCAGCCCUGUAGACGCGUUUACCUGUCUGCACCCUCCCCAAACAUCCCAGUCAGCUGUCCAUGAGCUUCAGACUUGAGCUAAGUAAAUGCUUCAAAGAAGAA
Messenger RNA from Panthera uncia (snow leopard), 2903 nucleotides. It is a transcript of the gene MMEL1, whose product is annotated as membrane metalloendopeptidase like 1. Gene Ontology annotation, molecular function: metalloendopeptidase activity. Gene Ontology annotation, cellular component: plasma membrane. Lineage: Eukaryota; Metazoa; Chordata; Mammalia; Carnivora; Felidae. The transcript has 24 exons. Bases 256 to 2598 code for a protein of 780 amino acids. The record is from RefSeq and is a predicted model, not a curated record. Gene Ontology annotation, biological process: protein processing.